AUGACUAUGUCCUCACAGACCCCCGAUAUCUUGGGCGACCGUCAGUACGGUCAGGACGUUCGCACCCAAAAUGUGAUGGCCUGUCAAGCUGUUGCAAACAUUGUCAAAUCCUCACUUGGCCCCGUUGGCCUCGACAAGAUGCUUGUGGAUGAUAUUGGUGAUGUGACUAUUACUAAUGAUGGAGCUACAAUACUCAAGAUGCUAGAAGUUGAGCACCCUGCUGCCAAGGUGCUUGUGGAGCUGGCUGAGCUUCAGGAUCGAGAAGUUGGAGAUGGGACGACAUCAGUGGUCAUUGUAGCUGCAGAGUUGCUUAAGAGAGCAAAUGAUCUAGUAAGGAACAAAAUUCACCCAACAUCCAUAAUCAGUGGUUACAGACUCGCUAUGAGGGAAGCUUGCAAGUAUGUUGAGGAAAAAUUAGCUGUGAAGGUUGACAAGCUUGGAAAAGAUUCUCUAGUAAAUUGUGCAAAGACAAGCAUGUCCUCAAAGUUGAUAGGUGGUGACAGUGACUUCUUUGCGAAUAUGGUUGUAGAUGCAGUACAAGCAGUAAAGAUGACCAAUGCUCGAGGGGAGGUCAAGUACCCAAUCAAGGGGAUUAAUAUUUUGAAAGCUCAUGGGAAAAGUGCUAGAGAUAGCUAUCUCUUGACUGGUUAUGCGCUAAAUACAGGCCGUGCUGCACAAGGAAUGCCACUUAGAGUUGCCCCUGCGAGGAUUGCCUGUCUUGACUUUAAUCUUCAGAAGACAAAAAUGCAAAUGGGUGUCCAAGUUUUAGUUAGUGAUCCCAGGGAGCUUGAAAAAAUUCGCCAAAGAGAAGCUGAUAUGACGAAAGAGCGUGUUGAAAAACUCCUGAAAGCUGGAGCAAAUGUUAUUCUGACUACAAAAGGGAUUGACGACAUGGCACUCAAGUAUUUUGUGGAGGCUGGUGCUAUUGCUGUAAGACGUGUUCAGAAAGAAGAUAUGCGCCAUGUUGCUAAAGCUACCAGUGCAACAAUGGUUUCAACUUUUGCUGAUAUGGAAGGGGAGGAAACAUUUGAUUCUUCACUGCUCGGAUCCGCUGAUGAAGUUGUGGAGGAGCGCGUUUCUGAUGAUGAUGUAAUUUUGAUAAAAGGAACAAAAAAUAAUAGUGCGGUUUCUUUGAUCCUCAGAGGUGCAAAUGAUUAUAUGCUUGAUGAGAUGGAAAGAGCUCUUCAUGAUGCUUUGUCUAUUGUCAAGAGAACCCUAGAGUCAAACUCGGUGGUAGCAGGUGGAGGUGCAGUUGAGUCUGCAUUGUCUGUGUAUUUGGAGUGUUUUGCUACAACAUUAGGAUCGCGUGAGCAGUUGGCAAUUGCCGAGUUUGCUGAAUCUUUGUUAAUUAUACCGAAGGUGCUAGCUGUCAAUGCUGCCAAGGAUUCUACAGACUUAGUUGCAAAACUACGGGCCAAUCACCACAUUGCACAAACCAAGGCACCAACCAGGGCACAGACCAAGGCUGAUCAGAAGGAUUAUUCUAGCAUGGGGUUAGACCUUUUAAAGGGAGAAGUCCGCGACAACUUAAAAGCCGGAGUCAUUGAGCCUGCAAUGAGUAAAGUGAAGAUAAUUCAGUUUGCAACUGAAGCAGCUAUUACAAUUCUCCGAAUUGAUGACAUGAUCAGGCUAGUCAAAGAUGAAAGUCAAAAUGAGGAUUAA
This is a messenger RNA of Prunus armeniaca (apricot), 1662 nucleotides long. The record is from the annotation of a GenBank genome assembly. NCBI's taxonomy places the organism in Eukaryota, Viridiplantae, Streptophyta, Magnoliopsida, Rosales, Rosaceae.